GGAGCCAGCGUUAGCGCUUUGGCGCGGGCAGAAAGCUGGCCACAGACGUGGGGUGUCACCACGCACGCGUGCCGGUGAAGGCAGUUUAGUAACACUGUGACCAAGCACUCCGGGACGGGGGUGCUGAGAGCCAUUGAACUAAACUGUGAAGCUUAAAUGAGCUGGAAGCCUUUCCAAGGCAAGAGGGGCUACUGCACCAUUCGUGCCUCCAGCACCAAAGCUGAGGGAAGGUUAACUGCGUUGAAUGCCUUAAAGGAUCUUAUGAACGAGGCAAAAGAGAAGAAUGAAGAUUACAAUUUUUCUCAGUUUAAUCUGAUUAUUGUUAAUCACUUGAAAAUCACUUGUCACUCCAAUUCAAGAAGUAUUUCCCUUCAAACCAAGAUCCAAGGGAAGAUUUUUUUGUGGAUUUUGGAUCCAUUCAAUUUCACUAGCCAAACAAACACCCUAUCUAUGAAUAAAAAGGAGAUGUUGGCAGAUCUAUCCUCAGACAUCAUGUUGAAAAACUUGAAAAACAAUUCAUCGCUUGAAAAGUUUUUGACAAAAGUCCACAGCAAAUACAACCUGUUAAGUGAAAAGGCAUUGAGGGUCCUACUUCCUUUUCCUUCAACGUACCUUUGUGAAAGUGGAUUUUCAGCAGUCACUGCAAUCAAGACCAAAUAUCAAAAUAGGUUAACUGUUACACCUACAUUAAAACUUUCUUUAUCAAAUCUCAUUCCAAACAUGGAUGAAAUAUGCCAUCACAUGCAAGCUCAUCCAUCCCAUUAAGAUUCAUAAUUACUGAUGUAUAUGGUUAACAAAUAUUAUUAUAGUGUUUAUUAAACUAAACUAAAAUUAUUGGCAUAAAGUUUUGGUGUAAUAUACUAAAUGUGUUAUGUUAUAAGAUAAUUGCUUUGUAUAAUUGCUAUCUCUGCUCUUUAUGUUUUUUUGUUGUUACACUUCCUUGAUAUAGUAUAUAUUUGAUGUUAUUAAAACCAGAUACAAUGUUACUUCUUUGUUUUUGUUUUUCUGACAACUUUUUUUUAUUGCCAGGUUUUGUUUGUGUAUUUGUGUGUGUAUUUGUUUAUAGUGUCAUCUGGUCAGGGUUCUUGGGGUUAUGUGAAAGUGACAAGCCUUUUUUUUCUUUUUCUUUGCUCAACA
Pelodiscus sinensis (Chinese soft-shelled turtle) is the source of this 1137-nucleotide messenger RNA. The record is from RefSeq and is a predicted model, not a curated record. Lineage: Eukaryota; Metazoa; Chordata; Testudines; Trionychidae.